GCUGUUACUGUUUAAAUGCAACUUGGAUUUGCUUCAGUUAAAGGAAGCUGCAGAUGGUACUGAAUUGUGCUUUGAAGAAAGACCCGAAAGCACAAAUGGUAUUAAUUUUGAAUGUCAGAUGCUGACGAAAGGAAAAACAAACAGAAUGCUAAGCGCCAUGCAUCCCCAGAUGAAGCAAACUCUUUUAGAUUGUUUAAGAAAGAAUUUCACGUCUCUGGAAACGACUACAAUUCUAAAGCUUGGUACACCACAUAUCUGGAGUCAUUGUUUUUGAUGCCUGGUAGUUUUAGAAGGAAGUUAAGUUCGAGAUGGCAUCGAAGUGCUAAAGAAGUGUCGAAAUCUUCAGAUCUCGAACAUACUUCAAUAAAACUUUCUAGCACAAGUAGUCAAAAAGAAAAGAAAUCUGAUCAUCAACAAACAAUUAUCAUUGCUGUUGUUGUAACAGCAACAGUGACUUUUAUUAUUGUAGCUCUGCUCUUUAUAUGCUAUAAUAGUAUUAGCUCCAGAAUGAAGCAAAAUGAUGAAAAUCAUGCAAGGCCUCUCCUAAGCUUGAGCAUAAAUUCUUCACCAAAUUUUUCUGCCUUCGGGAAUUCUUAUAAGGAAGACAAGUUCAUGAAUCAAGCAUCUAGCUUGAGUCAACACCAGAGAGCUCCAUCUUUGGAUGGUAGCCUGCAGCUUGUCUCUGAUGGUGCACGUAUUUCGAUGCAGGGGCCUCCAUCUUUUGAAGCUGCUGGAAUUGUCAAUAAUUCAUCUUUUGGAUCAGUGAAUUUGGCUGGGAGUUCUAAUAAUUUGCUGCCACCUCCUCCUGGAGCAGUGCCAGUCAACUCAGAGAUUAUGCCUCCUCUGAAGCCUCCUCCUGGCAGGGCUGUUCCCCUGCCUCCUGAACGCCCUAAGUCUUUUAAGCCUCCAUCCAGCAUGGCUACUCCUCCUCUGCCUCCACCACCUGCACCACCACCAGAACUUCCUGGAGAUUCAGGUCUUCCUCCUGUACCUCCUGGAAGUUCAGGUCUUCCUCCUUCAGGUCUUCCUCCUAUACCUCCUGGAAGUUCAGGUCUUCCUCCUGUACCUCCUGGAAGUUCAGGUCUCCCUCCUGUACCUCCUGGAAAUUCAGCUGUCCCUCCUGUACCUCCUGGAAAUUCAGCUGUCCCUCCUGUACCUCCUGGAAAUUCAGGACGCCCUUCUGGACCUCCUCCACCUCCACCACCUGGAGCCAACAGGGCAGGCCCUCGCCCACCACCACCUCCCGGAAGUGGUAAUGCUCCUCGGCCACCGCCAUUUGCACCCAAAGGUGGAAAUGCACCUCGACCUCCAAGGGGUUCUGCUUUAGGUGGUGAUAAUGGUAUGGACGAUUCGGGUGUCCCCAAAGCCAAAUUGAAACCGUUUUUCUGGGACAAAGUUCUUGCAAACCCAGAUAAUACCAUGGUCUGGCAUCAGAUAAAAGCAGGGUCUUUCCAAUUCAACGAGGAGAUGAUUGAAACUCUUUUUGGAUAUGCACCAGCAGAUAAAAGCAAAACUGAUGGUAAGAAGGAGACAACAUCAAAAGAUCCUGUACAGCAGUUCAUUCAGAUCAUUGAUGCAAAGAAAGCGCAAAAUCUGUCCAUUCUUUUACGAGCACUGAAUGUGACAAGAGAAGAAGUUUGUGAUGCACUUCAUGAAGGAACUGAUCUUCCUGCUGAACUUCUUGAGAACUUACUGAGGAUGGCACCAACACCAGAAGAAGAACUCAAGCUUAGACUGUUCAGUGGGGAGACUUCUCAACUCGGAAAUGCCGAGCGGUUCCUUAAAACGAUAGUCGAUAUCCCAUUUGCUUUCAAAAGGAUGGAAUCUCUGCUAUUCAUGAGCACUAUUCAGGAGGACAUCGCCAUCACUAAAGAGUCCUUUGCUAACUUGGAGGUCGCUUGCAAGGAACUUAAGAGCAGCAGGCUGUUCCUCAAACUGCUAGAAGCUGUUCUUAAGACGGGUAAUCGGAUGAACGAUGGAACUUUUCGAGGUGGGGCGCAAGCAUUCAAAUUGGACACUCUCUUAAAAUUGUCAGAUGUGAAAGGAAAAGAUGGGAAGACUACACUAUUGCACUUUGUAGUUCAGGAGAUAAUCCGCACAGAAGGGAUAAGAGCCGCCAGGAAUGCCACUGGAAGCCAAAGCUUCUCAAGCACCUCAUCAAAGGAGAUGCUGGAUGGAACUACUCACGAUCCAGACGAGCAUUUCCGUAACUUGGGUCUUGAGGUCGUGUCGGGGUUGAGCGGCGAACUUCAGAAUGUGAGGAAAGCAGCGACCAUAGAUGCCGAUGCCUUGACUGGUACCGUUUCUAAACUUGGCCAUGGACUGUUGACUUCAAGAGACUUUUUGAACAAAGACAUGGAGAAUCUAGGUGAAGAAAGUCGAUUUCAUCGGACACUGAAAAGCUUUGUGCAGAAUGCUGAGGUUACUAUCAUGGCUCUCCUGGCAGAAGAAAAAAAGAUCAUGGAAAUGGUGAAAAGCACGGGUGAUUACUUCCAUGGAAAUGCUGGGAAGGAUGAGGGCUUAAGGUUGUUCGUAAUAGUGCGAGAUUUCUUGAUAAUGAUAGAUAAGACAUGCCGGGAGAUAAAGGAUGCACAGAAAAAACAGGUGAAGCAGGCGAAGGGGCACAGAAAGGCAGCAUCUUCUUCUGAUAUCAAUCCCUCCCUUCCGUCUUCGGAUGCCAAUCAACCCCCAUCCUCGUCUUCGGAUGCCAAUCAACCCCCGUCCUCGUCUUCGGAUGCCAAUCAACCCCCGUCCUCGUCUUCGGAUGCCAAUCAACCCACGUCGUCGUCCUCUGAUACCAAUCCACCCUCGUCGUCGUCCCCUGAUACCAAUCAACCACCCUCGUCGUCUCCUGAUACCAAUCAACCCCCGUCGUCGUCGUCGACUCCAGAUACCAAUCAACCCCCUUCAGCUCCAGUUUCUGACCCACGCCACCCACCUCCUCCCAAUCUAAACCAGCUGAUUUUCCCUGCAAUUACUGAUCGUCGGAUGGGUAGCUCAAGUUCAAGUUCAGAUGAUGAAAGUCCAUAGGUUAUCUUAUCAGCCAUUGAAAAGGUGCCCAACUCUCUGAAUUGUUAGGCUCCAUUUUGGACAUAGGCAAAUUCUUUAGCAAUAUGAAGAAGCUCCAUGAAUUGCCAAUGUGCCCAGAGCACAAUUAGAAUUCUUGGAAGUUUUUUCACCUUUGUUGAUUCUUCUGUAAAAAAAAAUCUAGUUUUGAAGUUCUUGGCAGUUGGAGCA
Cucurbita pepo subsp. pepo (vegetable marrow) is the source of this 3237-nucleotide messenger RNA. The record is from RefSeq and is a predicted model, not a curated record. NCBI's taxonomy places the organism in Eukaryota, Viridiplantae, Streptophyta, Magnoliopsida, Cucurbitales, Cucurbitaceae.